Molecule: messenger RNA, 486 nt
Organism: Pochonia chlamydosporia 170
Lineage: Eukaryota; Fungi; Ascomycota; Sordariomycetes; Hypocreales; Clavicipitaceae
Exons: 2
Coding region: 1-486 (161 amino acids)
Source: RefSeq, a predicted model, not a curated record
AUGAUUCGGUGGCUGACGAAAAUCUGGGGAACCCUGAUCAUCUGUCACAGGCCAGCCAUGGCUGAUGUCCAAUGUAUGAAAGUGUCUAGCCCGACUGGGCUGUCUGGCGAACGCCACAAGUGUGUGCUCGGAAAUUUGAGCGAAUGCUGCACCAAGGUAGACCAAUUUGUGCUCUGUCCAACACACCAGCCAGCACCGUGUAUCGUUAGGGACGGCUGCUCUCCACAUAAAUACCUCCUUGGCCCACCAUCGCGUAUUGCCUGGAUAUUGACCCAGCCAGUGGCCAGGCGUGGCCAGGUGGCAACACUCCAUGCGGUGGAUUUUUACUGGCAUUCUGGCAUCAGCGCAGGGGCACAGCGGCUGUUUCCAGUCGUGGGGACGGGAAGAGACGAGGCUCCGCCAAACAGACAGGGCCAAGGGUCGGCCCAAGCGCCAUCAAUCGGGAGGAGUGUUUCCACGUUAGCCAGAACACCAGACUGGCAUUAG